UCCUUCUGCUGCCUCGUUGCGACGCCUCCGCCUCGCCCCCUUUUCUCCCUUUGGAGAAGCAGAGUCGGCGGCAGCGGCGAAGGGAAGGAGAAAGGGAGAGGGGGAGAAGGAAAAAAAAAAGGCGCCCUCCCGCCUCAUCCUUUGUUUUUGUGGUUCCCUCGCGUAUUGAGCGUUCCUCGGCGUUGCGUUGUUCCGCGCGCCCUCCCGCCUCGCUUUCCCUCCCCCGCCUCCUUUGUGUGAGAGCGAGGCCCCUUUCCCCCCUUUUGUCGCGGAGGGAGAGGGUCGAGGAUGGGGCCGAGCGGGGGCCUCUGCUACUACUGGGUGAGGAGCCGCCGGAGGAGCAGCAGCAGCAGCCCUUGAAGCCGAGGAGGAGGAGGAGGAGGAAAGGGAAGAAGGGCGACCACCACUUCCGCCGCAGAGACCCUCCGCCGCCGCCUCAGGAUGAUGAAGUCCUCUCUACAUUCAGAAGAGGAUGAUUUUGUUCCAGAGCUUCAGAGAAGCAUCCAUCCCCGUGAAAGACCAGAUUGGGAAGAAACUCUCAGUGCAAUGGCGAGAGGAGCAGACAUCCCUGAGAUUUCAGGAGAGCUACCGCUGCGGACAUGUGGGAGCACAGCCAGCAUGAAAGUGAAAAAUGUGAAAAAAUUAUCCUUUACCAAGGGCCACUUUCCAAAGAUGGCUGAAUGUGCCCACUUCCAUUAUGAAAAUGUGGAUUUUGGAAAUAUUCAGCUUUCACUCCCAGAGGAACAAAAUGAAAUAACGAGGAAUGGCUGCGAGUCCAAGGAACUUGUCUAUCUUGUACAAGUUUCCUGUCAGGGCAAGAGCUGGAUUGUGAAGCGGAGUUAUGAAGAUUUCAGAGUGCUGGAUAAGCAUCUUCAUCUUUGUAUUUAUGACCGGCGCUUCUCUCAGCUCUCAGAGCUUCCCCGCUCAGAUGCCUUGAAGGACAGUCCAGAGCUUGUCACCCAAAUGCUGAUGGCUUACCUGGCACGCCUCUCCGCCAUAGCAGGCAACAAGAUAAAUUGUGGACCAGCCCUCACAUGGAUGGAGAUUGAUAACAAAGGGAAUCAUCUCCUCGUCCAUGAAGAAUCUUCCAUUAAUGUUCCUGCUAUCGCAGCUGCCCACGUUAUUAAGAGAUAUAUUGCUCAGGCAGCAGAUGAACUGUCGUUUGAGGUGGGAGAUAUUGUGUCUGUUAUUGAUAUGCCCCCGAAAGAACUGACCACAUGGUGGAGGGGAAAGCAUGGGUUUCAGGUGGGAUUCUUUCCUAGCGAAUGUGUAGAACUAAUUAAUGACAAAGUUCCUCAGUCUGUGACCAACUCGGUGCCAAAACCAGUUUCCCCUGCCCAUGGAGCCCGUCCAGCAUCCUGGAGCUACUUUCCCCCUUAUUUGGAGAUGGAUAGUGUAAAACAAGGUUCAGCCUAUGUUUCAGAGCCUUUGAACCAAUCCCACCUGAGUUCAGUGUCCAAAAAACACGGCAAGCUUAUCACUUUCCUGCGCACAUUCAUGAAGUCUCGGCCAACGAAACAGAAACUGAAGCAACGCGGGAUCUUAAAGGAGAGGGUUUUUGGCUGCGAUCUCGGAGAGCAUCUCCUCAACUCUGGCCAUGAUGUCCCCCAGGUCCUCAAGAGUUGCACUGAAUUUAUUGAAAAGCACGGCAUUGUGGAUGGAAUAUAUCGCCUAUCCGGGAUUGCGUCCAAUAUCCAAAAGCUACGGCAUGAGUUUGACUCGGAACAAAUCCCUGACUUGACAAAAGAUAUAUAUAUCCAGGACAUACACUGUGUGGGUUCGCUCUGUAAGCUCUACUUCCGCGAACUCCCAAAUCCUCUUCUCACCUACCAGCUCUAUGAGAAAUUCUCAGAUGCUGUAUCUGCCGCUACAGAUGAAGAACGUUUAGUUAAAAUCCAUGAUGUGAUCCAGCAAUUACCCCCACCUCACUACAGGACGCUAGAGUUCCUAAUGAGGCAUUUGGCUCAUCUUGCCGAUUACUGUGCCAUCACAAACAUGCACACAAAGAACCUGGCAAUUGUCUGGGCACCAAACCUGCUAAGAUCAAAGCAGAUAGAAUCUGCUUGCUUCAGUGGAACAGCUGCCUUUAUGGAGGUGCGAAUCCAGUCAGUCGUUGUGGAAUUCAUCCUCAAUCAUGUAGAUGUUCUUUUCAGUUCUAAGCUAAGCUCAGUCAUUCGAGAGAGUGCAGGUCACAGCUCCUUGUCACGGCCUAAAUCCCUGCUGGUGUCUUCUCCCUCCACAAAGCUACUCACCUUGGAGGAAGCGCAGGCGAGGACUCAGGCCCAGAUAAAUUCCCCAAUUGUGGCAGAUAGCAAGUACAUCGAAGUGGGAGAAGGACCAGCUGCUCUACAAGGAAAAUUCCAUACAAUCAUAGACUUUCCAUCUGAAAGAAAGAGGCCACCCGCUAAGGUGAAAAAGUCACCUGUGGGCAGCUGGCGCUCCUUCUUCAACCUGGGGAAAUCCUCAUCGCUCUCCAAACGGAAACUGCAGCGCAAUCCCAGCGAGCCCUCCGAAAUGAAAGCCAUCGCCCUUGCAGGAGGGCGAGGAGACAGUGGGACCCUGCGCUCAGCUAAAAGUGAAGAGUCCCUCUCCUCUUUACAUGCUAUUGAUGGCGAAUCGAAACUUUUUCGACCUCGAAGACCAAGGUCUAGCAGUGACGCACUGUCUGCUUCUUUUAAUGGGGACCUCCUGGGAAACAUGAACCGCUGCAAUUCCUAUGAUAACCUUCCCCACGGCCAUGGGAGUGAAGAAGAGGGGCAUAUCCAUGUUCCUGCUCUCAUCUCUCCACGGUCAUCUGAGGAUGUUGACCUGAGCCCACCAGAAAUUGGUGUGGCUAGCCUGGAUUUUGACCCCAUGUCUUUCCAAUGCAGCCCACCAAAAGCAGAGUCCGAGUGUCUCGACAGCAGCACUUCCCUCCUGGAGUCAGUAGACUUCAAUAAGGACAAGCAAAGUACCUUUAAGAAGGAGUUAGACUCAGGCAGCCAGUGCCAGACCCCUGGCAGUGCCACAAGCUCUGAACCAGUUUCCCCUUUUCAAGAGAAGACCAUGAGUCCCUUCUUCACGCUAGACUUGAGCCCAACAGAAGCAAAGCCACCCAAACCCCAGUCUUUCUCAGAGAAGGUCUCCCAUGCCUUCUCCCCCAAGAUGGGGCGAAAGCCCAUCAGAUCUCCGCCACUGCAUAUCUCAGAGCCAGUUUCCUUCACUAUCACCAGCCGAAUGCCAGAUGUUGUCAUUGGAGGGGUGUCAGGAAGUAUAGGCUCUUCAGACUGGACUAAAGGAAAUGCCGGCAUUAGUGAAGCUGCGGCCAUAUCUCCACCCCAGCUGGUAACAUCCCCAUUAAAAGAUAAUGACAUGAAACCUGGUGAAGGAUCCCAACAUAAGUUCCAGAACCAAGAAGAUGCUAAGAAACUAGAUCUUCAAAAAGAGAUGGAGCAAUCCAUGCCCAGCAGCAGCCAGAGUAAGCCUGUACCUUCUGGACAGACACAGCCAGGAGCAGUUGCCCUCGACUCCCCCCAGGAUGCUGUUCCAGUCAAUUCUCUCUCUGUUGUCCCUCCUCCUCCUCCAAAAAAUGCUGCACGUAUAUUAGCCUUAGCCCUGGCAGAAUCUGCCCAACAAGCCUCUGUUCAGUCCCAGAAGAAACCGGACGUUCAUUCUGAGUGUGCCACCUGCACAGAGACUGAGAGCGGUGGAAUGGUAGAAAAAUUCCAUCCAUAUUCUGGCAUUACCCCAGAAAAGUUCCACCUCUAUUCUUCUCUGAUAGAGAGCCAACUAAAUUUUCCAAAUACUACAGCUGGAGAUCACCACAGGAGUGGAUUCCCUGUUGAUCAAAACAGUAGCACGGCAGAGAGUAGCAAUCACCUCCAUGUUGGCUACCCAGUAUUCCGGGACCACCCCCUUGUCCCUGCUGACAUACCUGGAAACUUUCAUAGUGGCAACAGUAUGGGUUGGGACCAUUCCCACUUCCAUCCAUGCAUGUUGGGCGACACACGCCAUCCUCCUCAUUCUGCUCUAACUGAGGGUCAGAACCACUCUGAUCCUUGUACUACCAGAGAACCUGUUCAGUCAGAACCACCCACCGCAGAGACACCUGUAGAAAACCCUCCCCUCCAUCCCUGUCUGUCUUUGGAGAAGAACCAAGUCCAUAAUAGCAAACCUCAUUUUCCCAUCAGCACAGCAGAUGACAAACUCCAGUUUCCUCCUGUAACUUCUGAAGAGAAAAAAGCUGCCACAGUUCUGGCAUAUAUGGCAAAGAACCAGACAACUGAAAUUGACACCAGUCAGAACAUGGUUCCUCCCCAGCCAACCACAGUCAGUGCUAGCAGCAACACGUGGGGUGAAGCGGGACAUGCAACUGCUGAGUACACUCUUGCAGGCAGCCACCAAGCUCCACCACAGAGACCAGGGGACUACCAGCCAGCCAUGGGGCAAGCUCCGGCCACUAAAGCUUCUUGCGACUUCAGUCAGGUACGAAGGGAGGUGACUGCAGAGAAACUCCCUGAGCCUCGAUCCGCUGACCCGGCUCCUUUUUUCAUUCCUGAGGGCAGUGCCGCAAUCCAGUGUACAUCAGCCACCCCAGUUGCCACGUUUCACCAAGGGCAUUUGGAAAAGGCCCGAGAGAACUCCAGGGCUCCCCCUUUGCACCUGAGGUCUGAGUCUGUCCCAACUGCAUCGUCUUACGGAUUUACCCCUCCUGUCCCUCCUGUGAGAACAAUGGAAAGUAAAAUAGCAGCAGCCAUGCAUUCAAACAGUGCGGACACUGUGAACCCAGCCACAUACCAUUCCUAUAUGGCUCCCUCCGCACUGCAGCAAACAGUAGAGGAUCAAAUGUUGCCACCGCCGCCACCUCCUCCCCUACCGAAACAAGCUUCCCUUCCGUCUACCUAUUUCUCUCACCCGAAGGCAGAGAGCACUGCAGAUCCUCCAGCAUCAGAGAACUGUGGGCAUCACAAGCCAACAUCCAUGCAUCAGUACAGAGCUGAAAGCAUGCCAGGGCACUUGUAUCACAGCAAGUCUGAGCAACACCCGGGCUAUCCUUCUCUGGCAGAGACCGCUCCUUCCAUGGGCUCCAGGUACGGUGCAUAUGCUACCCAAGGGAAGAGCUCAUCUGUCCAUCACUCCAAGCCUCGCAGCCGAGUGGAAUAUAUAUCCUCCAUGAGCCCACCAAUGAGGAGCUCUAGUUAUGCUGAGGAGACCCCACCGUAUCCCAGCAUUCGUAGGGUGCAUUCGUUGCACGUGACGGCUCCCUCCACGAUCCGAUCAGUCCCCAUCUCCCGUACAGAGGUGCCUCCUGAUGAUGAGCCCCUUUAUUGUCCAAGACCUCUCUACCAAUAUAAGCCAUAUCAGCCCCAUGCGGAUUAUCAUGUCACACAGUUACAGCCUUACUUUGAGAAUGGGCGGGUUCAUUACCGGUAUAGCCCCUACUCGAGCUCAUCUGGCUCUUCAUGCUAUACUGCCGCCGAUGGUGGACUUUAUGACUUGGAUCCAUAUGGCACUAUGAGAGUGAGGCAGUUUCAUCCUUUCCCAGGCAGAGACUUUGCAUCUUAUUCCAAGCAGACCAAAAGUCUCUAUCGCUAUCCGGGCCUACCCCCAUAUCCACGGGGAGGCUUUGUUGGACACUUGGCAGGCAAAGAACACAGCUUCAUCAGCAGGGAUGUGCCACCUGCUCCCGAUGUCAAGCCCAUGUAUGUCUCCUGGGAUUUGGAGGACAUGGAAAAAUACCGCAUGCAGUCCAUCCGUCGAGAAAGCCGUGCUCGCCAGAAAGUGAAAGGGCCCGUCAUGUCCCAAUAUGACAAUGUCACCCCUUCAUUACAGGAUGAAUUACGAACUGUGGAUGUUGUUCACAUGCGCAGCAAAUCUGAUCCUGGGAAAACUGGACUCCUGACGGUUGCUGAUGGAAAAGAAGGGAGAUACCCAGGCAAGGGAGGCAGCCCUGAGGGAGACGAACGUUACUAUGUGCCACAUCCAGAACCUGAUGUCGAUAGAGCCCAUUACCAUGGGAACUAUGGGAAUGGGCAGUCGGAGAAACCUUGUCUCCCUCAAAAACAAAGCAGCCUCAGGAGUCGAAAGCAACAUGAAACGAGCUGCAAUUCAGCAGAGCACAGAACACACCUGCCACAUGAAGCGAGCCAUAGGCAGCCCCUGGAUACUAAAAAUGGACCGUCAUAUCCCGAUUACCGGUCAAAGGGCCAUCAGGAAUUGUCAGAAUCCAUUGGAUAUCAUCAUUCUGGUGGGAAGUAUGUCCCAGCUGCUCACGACGCCUCGAGGAUAAAUCAUAAAGAGGUAAAACUGGCGGAGGACAAGGCUGAUGUGGAGCGACCUCGACCCAGGCCAUCCGCUUCUGCGGAAAAGCAUUCCAGAGACUGCUACAAGGAGAGCGAGCACUACGGACAGCCUGCCGCAGUGCCACCUCCUAAACCGGAACGGAGCCACAGCCUCCGACUCCAACACCUGGAGAGCGGGGAGCAGCGGGACCCCGGUGGCCUCCUUUACCCAUACCAAACCCUUGGCAAACGCCAAAGCACUAUGACCGUUGUGUCCCAGUAUGAUAACUUGGAAGAUUACCAUACCAUGCCUCAGCACCAAAGAGGAGGGGGCUAUGCUGGAGGAGGGGGCUUUCUUCCCCCUUUUGCUCACCCACACAGUAGGACUUACGCCACCGCCCUGGGCCAAGGAGCUUUCCUUCCCACAGAGCUUUGCCUACAGCGGCAAGAGACUGAGAUCCACGCAGAGUGACCUGGGGGGCAGAAGAAGGGAUAGAGAGUAAGCAGCCCCUGCUGGACAGUGGACUGGUCUAUUUUUUCAGUGAUAAUACAAAAUUAAAAAAAAUACAUCAAAGCAACUCCUGCCAUUAGCCCCCCUACCCACUCAGCUCCAGCCCUCCCUCCACCAUGCUGCUUACUGUUUUUUAUAUUGCAAAUGUAUAGUUUUCCCUCCCUUGUAUUAUUUAACAAUAGAUUGCAACCAUCAAGCAGGCUUUUGUUCAGGCUUGAAGACAAAAACAGUAUCCGAGAAAACCAGAAAUUAGAGCUGGAAAUAUAGGAAGGGGGGCAUGCUGUGAAGGGUUCCCACUUCCUUCGAUUUCCAGACCUAUAGCUUUGUCACUAUCCUCCAGAAUCCUGUGCAUGAUAAUAUGUAUUUACCGGUUGAUACCGAUAUUUCUUCUCCAGGUAAAAGUCCCUUAAUAUGUGAUCGAUAGAGAGAUUUAGAACGACAAACUUUCAUAAAUAAUUUAACUUGGUAUUUUAGCCUCCACGCACUAAACUCUAGGAAGAGAUUAUUUUAUAUUAUUUGUUCCAUGUUUGAUUUUUAAAUAAUAAUAAUAACAACAAUAAUAUGGUACCCUUUCCCCUAAAUGUUCUCUCAGUGCUUGUUAAAUUCGGAUCGAAUCUGAAAUCGGUCAGUUGUUGCAGGAAAUGCUGGAUAUGGUCCACGGAGGUGAAGAGAAAAGCAAAAUGAUCUUGUCUGUUUCAGUGCUUUCUCUUAAGAAAUCCAUACUUAGUUGCUUCAAAGAUUGGGAUGUAUAAACCUCAGGACUGAUUAGCAUUAUUUUGAAUGGAGCUGAUUUACCCAAGCUGACAGGUAAUGCUUACAUUUGUAACGUUUUAGGAUCCCUUUUCAUGACAAAUUUGUUUCCCUAAGUAGUCUUCUAACAGUGGAUAUUUGGCAAUCCUCUGCUGGAUGAGCCCAACUAAAAGAGUAGCAAAAUAGCUGUGUCCUGGCCCAGCUCCCAAUGCUUUCAGUAGGGAGUGUCGCAGUAUAUUCUGCAUAAGGGCAAGCUGAUUUAACUCCCCAUUAAAGUAAAUUCAAAUAGUAAUUAUUAAUGUUGCGCCUCUGUCUUUAUUGCUGAUUAUUUGUUAGUUAUGACAAACAUGCUCCCACGUACCUGCGAAUUUAGUGACCCAACUUCUUCAUGUCCUGAAAUAAUGUCAAUUGGCUUGACCUAAGGGAUAGUUAACUGUGUUGCAGCACACACCUGUCUAACCGUGUUGUUGAGGCAGAUACGAAGAACCUGUGGCCCUACAGAUAUUGUUAGAGUCCAACUUUGAUUAGUCCCAGCUAGCAUAUAUAACAAUUGAGCCGUAGAUCACCAUUUGGGAAGCCACAGGAUGAUUUCACCUUAUAUGUUUUUAGCAUUUAGAUUGGUGGUGCGGUGCACAAGCUGGUACACCAUUUCCCUUAUUUUUUAGAUACCUGUAGCAAUGGAACAGUAUAUUAGUUUGCUUUUGUGGUGAAGUUAUAAAUAUCCAGUGCUUUUAAACAUGAAAAAGAAAAAAGUAGAGAUCUCAGACUUGCACAUAACCUUAGGAAUCAGAGAGUAAAUACCCCAGUAUUGCACUUACUCCAUUAAAAAAAAUCAGCAUUCCAGUAGAUGUCAUGAAAAAAGCCCCUCAAUAGUCCAGGCCAGGUAUAAAUGUGUUCUUCUUCUGGAUCAUCAAAACUCCAUAGCUUACUUCAAGUCCAGAAGAGGUGCUCAGAACAGCUUUGUAAUCAUUCACAGAUGAUGAGGAUCACUAGAAGGAAGACAUCUUAGAGCACUGGUUCUCAACUUGUGGGUCCCCAGAUGUUUUAGCCUUCACCUCCCAGAAAUCCUAACAGCUGGUAAACUGGCUGGGAUUUCUGAGAAUUGUAGGCCAAAACAUCUGGGGACCCACAGGUUGAGAACCAUUGUCUUGGACUCGCAGUGGUUCUCAACCUGUGGGACCCCAGAUGUUUUAGCCUUCACUUCCCAGAAAUCCCAGCCAGUUUACCAGCUGUUAGGAUUUCUGGGAGGUGAAGGCUAAAACAUCUGGGGUCCCACAGGUUGAGAACCAUUGUCUUAGACUCGCAGUGGUUCUUAACCUGUGGGUCCCCAGAUGUUUUGGCCUUCAGCUCCCAGAAAUCCUAACAGCUAGUAAACUGGUGGGGUUUCUGGGAGUUGUAGACCAAAACAUCUGGAGACCCACAGGUUGAGAACCAUUAUCUUAGAGCAUAAGUUUCGUUCAUUGGCAUUCCAUUCUUUUAAAUAAUAUGUUUGCAGGGGCACAAAGUCUGUCUUAAAUGCAACAUGUUGUUUGGUCCUCUAGACUUCCCAGAUUGGUUUGUCACAAUAAGAGUAGUUUGUCCUCUCCCUUUUUUUUUUGUCAUUGUGGUAUGAAUUAUUUUCAAGGUCUCCACCUUGUUUUAAGUGGGUAUCAUUCCUGAAUGUGCUAAGUAUAUAUUUAGUGGCCAGAAAACUCACUGUGAACCAGGUUUACCUCAGCCUUCUCUCCCUCCUUAUAAAGAACCUUAAAUCUUUUUGGUUUGGUAGGUAAACAAAAAAAAAAUGUAGAUUGGGCAUCCCAGCCUGCUAGUUGUGCGGAGCAAGCCAGUUCCGCCAUCUGUUCGGAGUCCUUGCAUAUCCUAUCAAGUGAAUCCCAGCUAUGACCCACACAAGAUUUUUCCUUAAACCCACAUAAUUUUUACAUUUGAGUUCUUCACACUGUAAAAAUGGCUGCAUAGGUUCUCUUGGGGGUUAAGGUAACAACAAAACUUAGUGUGUUUUGGGAUAUAAAAUGUUCAGGUUGUGAAGCUGUAGGGCAAACCUCUGUCUUCACGAAAGCCUUAAUUUUCCUUGUAUCCUCUCCAUAUAUUGGCCUUAAGUUAUCUGCCCUCCA
Anolis sagrei ordinatus is the source of this 9632-nucleotide messenger RNA. RefSeq names its product Rho GTPase activating protein 32 (gene ARHGAP32). The record is from RefSeq and is a predicted model, not a curated record. Gene Ontology annotation, biological process: small GTPase-mediated signal transduction. Gene Ontology annotation, molecular function: phosphatidylinositol phosphate binding; protein binding; GTPase activator activity. Lineage: Eukaryota; Metazoa; Chordata; Lepidosauria; Squamata; Anolidae. Gene Ontology annotation, cellular component: actin cytoskeleton; fibrillar center; cell cortex.